GAGAGAGAGAGAGAGAGAGGGAGGGGGAGGAAAACACAGAGAGAGCGAGAGAGAGAGAGAGAGAGAGACAGAGAGAUGUUCUGUGGAUUCUGUGUCAAUACAUUAUUUCCAUCUGCUCCAAUUCACGGGGAAGGGAUCUGAUCGAUACAAGCGACCUCUCUCUGAAUCACACGCACGCACGCACGCACACAAACACACACACACACACACGCACACACACACGCACACACACACACACACACACACACACACACACACACACACACACACACACACACACACACACACACAAACACACACGCACAAACACGCACAAACACGCACACAUACGCGAGCUCUCUCUGUAUGCGUCCCUCCUCGCGCCGGCGGGCGGCGGCUUGGUUGCUCGCGCUGCCGGCAGGAAGCGGAGGAGAGCGGUGCGCGCGACGCGGGCGGCUGGAGAUGAUCUCUUUCUGGCUGCUGUGCUGGAAGCUGCUGAGAGCCACCGCAGGACUCAGGAGAAACGCUGGCGAACUGACAGACGGUAACCAGGACGACGGUAACCAGGACGACGAAAACCAGGACAACGAUUACCCCAGCAACAGCCUUGCUGUCAACGGAUCUCCUCCUCCUACAAACUCUUCAGAGCCUGUCGCCAUGGAGACCAUGGCAUCCUCUCCACCACCUACACCAGAGACAGAAACACACACGCUGAUUGGCUGUUGGCACCCAGACGCAGAGGAACUCCAUUUCCCAGAAGGCGGAGGGGCACAGGAAAUGAUGAGUGAUGAGAAGGAGGGCGGAAGGGAGGGAGAAGGAGAGGGGGAGAAGGGGGAGGAAGAAGAGGUUCAGCAGGUAGAGAAGGUGGAUGAAGAAGAGGGGGUGGAGAGAGAAGUAGUGAUGGAAGGAGAGAGGAAAGGAAGUGUAGAGGAGGAGGAGAAUGGAGAGAGGGGAGAGGGGAAUGAGGGAGGAGGAGCCGAGGAGGGAGUCCAAGGAGAUGAGGAGGUGUUCGCCUCAGGUCCCUCCCAGCUGCUCCUGUCAGCCAUGUUGGGGCAGAGCCAGGACCAGGGAGAUGAUCCUAGCCAUGGUGACCCUUGCCAUGCCCAUCAUAGGGUCCUUCCCCUUGACGAAUGUCAUCCUGGCGAUAGCGGUCAACCUAAUGACGGUCUCCCUAGCAACGGUGGUCCCCCUAGCAACGGCGGUCAGCCUAGCAAUGGCGGUCACCCUAGCGACGGUCACCAUACUGACGGUCACCCUAGCGACGGUCACCCUAGCGACGGUCACCCUAGCGACGGUCACCCUAGCGAAGGUCACCCUAGCAACGGUUACCCUAGCGACAGUCACGCUAGCAAUGAUACCCCUAGUCACGGCGGUCCCCCUAACGAUGGCCCCCCUGGCGACGGUCACCCUAGCGACGAUCCCCCUGGCGACGGCCCCCCUGGCGACGGCCACCCUGGCGACGGUCCCCCUGGCGACUGUCACCCUGGCGACGGUCACCUUAGCGAUGGUCACCCUAAUGACGGUCACCCUAGCGAUGGUCACCCUAGCGACGGUCACUCUAGAAAUGGCGUUCACCCUAGAGAUGGUCCCCCUAGUGACGGUCACCCUAGAGACGGUCACCCUAGUGAUGGUCCCACUAGUGUCGGUCACCAAGCAGAGUUAGCUCCUCCCCAGGAUGACGGUCACCUUAGCGACAGUCAGCUUAGCGACUGCCUGCAGGCGGAGCUGGCUAUGGUGACAUCAGACAGCGACACAGGGGAGGACCAAUGGGAGUCCUCCGCUCCACAUGACAUCAUAGACCAGGAUGUAGGGGUCGUCUGCAGCUCAGAGAGGGAGGAGGGAGAAGGAGAAGAGGAGGAGAGAGGGAGCGAGGGGAGGAGAAGUCAGAGGGUAGGAGGGAGUAUGGACAGGGGGGAAGAGAAGGAAAAAGAGGCUGGAAGACAGGAGCCAAGCGAGGAGAUGGAAGAGGAGAGGAGAGGAGGCAGGGAGCAGCAGGAGGUGCAGAGGAGGCAAGCGAGAGAUGUCCUCCUCCGCUCUCCCUCCGUUAGCUCCUCUGCUAGCUCCACCGACACAGACAGGAAGCUCCCUGCAGACUUCUGUGUCCUCCAGGAGUCGAACAGCGAGAAUGUCUUCACUGAGCACCUGGACUUCCUGUUGGCACGGCAACAGUGGAGGAAGAUGGAGGAGGAGGUCAAAGGCAAGCCCCUCCCCCUACCAAGUGGGAGGAGUCAAGGAAGUGUCCAGGGGACACACAGCUCGCUAUACCCGCCCACACGCAGUCCCCACAUCCAACGCAGGGCGGGCCCCCAGCCGGCCUCCAGGGAGACCCCCGUCUCCUCAAGGGAGACCCCCGUCUCCUGCAGCCUCUCCCCAAGCUCGGAGGACUCCGGGAUGGAUGGGAUGGAUGACCCGCCACCCCGUGGGCCCCCGGAGGAGCCGGAGAGCGCGGUGGAGCGGGAGAUCCGCCUGACGCUGGACCGAGAGGAGCGCCACCGCAGGGAGCGGGGACGGCUGGCCCAGGGCCCCGCGGCCCCCCGACCAAUCAGUCUUCAGACCGGGCGAUCGCCCCCCCGCCCCCCAGCCUGCCGCACCCCCAACCUCGCCAUCUCCCCCAUGCCCGCCCCCCUCCCCUUCUCCCCCACAACCGCCCCCCUCCCCUUCUCUGUCUCCCCCGCCCCCCUCCCCUUCUCCGUCUCCCCCUCCUCCCUCCAGCGCUCCAUCUGCCACGAGUUGACCGCCAACAACGUCAUCAUCCUGGAGCCAGACUCCGCCCACUCCAGGUCCCGCCUCCUCUCCCCGGGGGGCUUCAGCGAUUGGUCGCUGAGGCCCUCUACCGACGUCAUCGUCGUGGAAACGGCUAACCUCAUCAUCCGCAGCGCCUCCGAGUUCUGCCUCAGCUCCAUCCCCGUCGCUACGGAGACCCAGGAGUCCACCUUCUCCUCCAACCCCUUCUUCAAGCUGCGCUCCCUCAGCAGCCAGUCGCUGGUGGAGCAGGAGAUACGGGUGGUGAGGCAGCGGGAGGAGGAGUGGAGGAGGAGGAGAGGAGGAGGAGGAGGGGAGUGGAGGGGAGGGAGGGAGAAGGAGAGGUUUGACACGGUGCUGGUGUCCCCCGGGCUGAACGACAACAUCACCUUCAACGUGAUAGAGGUUCCAGACAGAUGUGUCUCGUCUCCAUCCUCCCCCUCCAGAACCCGCAAAAUGGAACGGUCCAGCAUGUCUUGUGACCACAAGUUCCCCCCUGCCCUGUCUACAUUGCCACGGCGACAGAAUGCCAUGGCACAGCGAUGGGAGGCCAACCUGUUAGCCAAUCAGAAAAAGGAAUGAACCUGGAGGGCCAAUAGGAAGCAAAGGGAGGAGCCAGAGGGAGGAGCCAGAGGGAGGAGCCUGCUCUUUCUCUCUGAGCCUCGGUUUGGAAGAGAGAAAAGAUGAUCCUUUAAAGAAUUAGUUGAAUGCAAUGAGGCCACAAACCAGAACCCAGAAACACAGGUUUAUUUAGGUACUUUAGCUCGGAGAUGACAAUCUGGAAGACCUCCGCCCCUCUGGCACCCACUGUGGUGACAGAAAGCAGCACCCCGCUACGGGUCGACUGCGGUGGGUCCGCUCCACAUCUCUGGACCAACCGCUGCCGGGCGGCGGGAUCACUUGGCUGACAUGGCCACCUGUGAUCUGAGGCAGGAAGCCCUGCCCCCCACGAGCUCAUCACCGUGGUAACACUCCCUUCUAGAGAGACACUUAACACACGUUCACUUAAACUACAUUCCUUGGAGGUCUUCCAGAUUGCCACUUAAAGUCUUGGGCUUUUGGUAUUAAAAAUGGCUUUACAGUGUCUAUGAAACUAACCUUAACUCUCUCCCACCUCCCACUUACCUUAACUCUCUCCCACCUCCCACUUACCUUAACUCUCUCCCACCAUCACACUUACCUUAACUCCAACCCUCACACUUACCUUAACUCUCUCAACCCCUCACACUUACCUGAACUCCCUCCCACCCUUACACAUACCUUAACUCUCUCCACCCCUCACACUUACCUGAACUCCCUCCCACCCUCACACUUACCUUAACUCCCUCCUACCCUCACACUUAACUGAACUCCCUCCCACCCUGUCCAAGGGGCUGACCCAGUACUUAAGUCUCGACCCUAAAGCCUUUUUUUAUAAGGAGACGUAUAGGGGCCAUUUUGUUUUAAUCACAACUUAUAGAGCACGUCUCUAAGGGGACGUAUAGGGCCCAUUUGGUUUUAAUCACACUUUAUAGCACGUCUCUAAGGGGACGUAUAUGGGGCCACUUUGGCCUGUUGUGUCCGGGUAUUUUUGUACAUCCAUGACAUGAGUGAUCAUAUAAACGAUGACGUAUUGAGUGUAAAUAGCUGCUAAGGUUGGACUGAUUAAGAAAAAGACACUCACUAAAUAUGGGCUGAACCAUUUGCAAUUAAUAACCUUCAGAUUAAUAACUUAAUCCUGAUGAUUAUUUCUGUCUGGACUACUUCUUUGUACCCGGAAGUCAUUCCUGUUGUAAAAGGAUUUAAAUGAGCCAUAAACGUACAUUAACAUCAACGUACACUAAUAGGUCCUGGGUCUCGCUGUCAAUUCUGGUGAGGAGGUGUGUCCUGGGGAAGGAAUCUGUUGGGUUCCCUCUGGCUUUUGCUUUUCCAAGUACAAGUCAAUCAAAUGUAAUCUUAUUUGCUUUGCUCUAGUUUUCUGUGGCUGUUUUUCGUCCUUAAAAUCAAAUGGAGCAUUCCCAAGUAAAUACUUGAUUGUCUUUUUAAGAUUUAUAUAUAUUUUUAUGUCCUGCCUUGAAGAGAUUUUAUGGAGCUGUACAUGGAGGAUGUUAUGAUGAUAUAUAAAGCAAAGAUAUAUAAACUAUAAUAUUCAUAUUGACGUAUACAAUCAAAGAAACGUACAUAUUGUUUAAGUCAUAUAUUUAACAGUACAACUUUAUUUGAACUGCAUCCAGCCAUGUUUAUCAGCAGGUGACAGGUUUAAUGAACUUUAGUUUAUGUUAAUGUCACACGUCUCCUGCUGCUGGUCUUAUGCUGACCUUCAGCUUAGGACCAUGCUGAAGAGGCUCUUCACACCUGAUCUCUGCUCCUGUUUGCCUGGGAUUUCUGUCUACAUUUUUGAUGUCAAGUUUUGUUUCAACACAAAUUAAAGACUAUUGACUGAGUUAUAUA
Gadus morhua (Atlantic cod) is the source of this 5151-nucleotide messenger RNA. RefSeq lists its product as uncharacterized. The transcript has 7 exons. NCBI's taxonomy places the organism in Eukaryota, Metazoa, Chordata, Actinopteri, Gadiformes, Gadidae. The record is from RefSeq and is a predicted model, not a curated record. The coding region runs from base 346 to 3303 and encodes 985 amino acids.